AUGAAGUCCCUUACUACGUGGUUAUUGUUUGGCUUAGCAGCUUCGGCCAACGCUGCUGGUUGCAACCGUGAUAAUUGUUUCCGAGGACUACUCGGAAAGAAGUUGACUAAGGAAUGUCUGUCAUACGCGUCUGCAGCUAAAACGGAUCCUCCGACUUACACAUACACACGAGAUGUAAUGCAAGUAAAACAAGUAAUAAUUACACCCUCCGCCGUUGUCCUACACAAAACAACAAUAGGCGAAGCAAAAAUCAUAACCACGACAAUAUACACGACAUUACCCCCUGCGAUGGAGGCCGCCGGCACCACAUCAACCCCCAAACUUGUAAAACGCGCGGAAAUACCAAUCCCUAAAUAUGUAUCAAGCGUGUGUAGUGGCGAAGUCGGACGCAGAUUUCUGAGCGCUUGUUCUUGUAUCAUCGCUGAGCUUAACACCGCCAAAGCCAACGUCGUUCUACCGGCUGUGACUCCUCGUUCUACAACUAUUACGAAUUGUGUCACAAAGCUACAUACGACCACUCUCCCUAUUCCAACUUCGACUGUUAUUGUCACUGCUGCAGCUGCAACAUCAGUUAAAACCGUUGUUGAAGUUGUAAAGUCGACACCAAGCGCUCGUCCACAAAGUACAACUUUCAAAAUAAAGCUCAAGGGUGGUCUUCACGAUGGUAGAUACCUUUUCCCCGGCCCAGUAUUCGACGAGCAGCCGGGAAUUUACUAUAGCAUGUUCACCCCGAAUCGUGAUGAUUCAAUCGACUUCAAGAUGAACAAAGACGGCGUCAUCUCAAGCAUAUCCGGAGGGUUAAACCUAACUUACUCUACAGAUUUCGACGACGACUCCCGGUAUCCUCCCGAGAAGGAAGGAGAUCCGAUGAUUAGAGUCCCCAGUUUUGUCUUCCUGAUGGCUGCAGAAACUCAGGCUAUUCCGGACUAUAACUCGUAUCCAAUCAAGUGCGCUUUGACUGGAACCGAUCUUGCAUGCGGUGCUGGAGCGAAGAGAAUAGAGUCUGGAUGGUAUGCUUUCGGUAUCGAUGCAACAAAUUAUAUCCCAACUUUGGGCCUCUGCAAGCCGAACCACGAUUGGAUUUAUUGGCCUGGUCAGAAAGUAGGACUUUCAAUUGAAUGGAAUUAG
Molecule: messenger RNA, 1128 nt
Organism: Orbilia oligospora ATCC 24927
Lineage: Eukaryota; Fungi; Ascomycota; Orbiliomycetes; Orbiliales; Orbiliaceae
Exons: 3
Coding region: 1-1128 (375 amino acids)
Source: RefSeq, a predicted model, not a curated record